This is a messenger RNA of Haliotis rufescens (red abalone), 1790 nucleotides long. RefSeq names its product probable beta-D-xylosidase 6. The transcript has 9 exons. NCBI's taxonomy places the organism in Eukaryota, Metazoa, Mollusca, Gastropoda, Lepetellida, Haliotidae. Gene Ontology annotation, cellular component: plant-type cell wall. Gene Ontology annotation, biological process: arabinan catabolic process; xylan catabolic process. The record is from RefSeq and is a predicted model, not a curated record. Gene Ontology annotation, molecular function: alpha-L-arabinofuranosidase activity; xylan 1,4-beta-xylosidase activity. The coding region runs from base 389 to 1777 and encodes 462 amino acids.
GUCAGCGAGCCUGACCACCCGAUCCCGUUAGUUGCCUUUUACGGCGGCGUUCCAGCAUCAACGGUGUCCCCGCCUGUGCCAACAAGAAGCUACUGACAGAUAUAGUCAGAGGGGAGUGGAACUUCACCGGAUACUUAGCAGCAGAUUCUGGAGGUCUCGUCAACAAGAUCCAGAGGCAGCACUACUUCAACAACACCGUCGACGCCGCCGCAGGCUGUCUGAACGCUGGGUGUGGCCUCGAGGUGCAGGAGGGUGAUCUAAGAGUGUAUGACUCUAUCACAUCAACGGUGUCCCCGCCUGUGCCAACAAGAAGCUACUGACAGAUAUAGUCAGAGGGGAGUGGAACUUCACAGAAUACGUAGCAGCAGAUUCUGGAGCUCUCGUCAACAUGAUCCAGAGGCAGCACUACUUCAACAACAGCGUCGACGCCGCCGCAGGCUGUCUGAACGCUGGGUGUGGCCUCGAGGUGCAGGAGGGUGAUCUAAGAGUGUAUGACUCUAUCAUUGAUGCCAUACAUCAGAACAAAGUGUCCGAGGCUUUUGUCCGGGAGCAGAUGAAACCCCUCCUCUACACCAGACUCAGACUCGGAGAGUUCGACCCCCGGGAGAUGAACCCUUACAACUACCUUGACAUUGAUGACGUCGUGCUGAGCUCCACACACCGACAGCUGGCUGUAGAGGCAGCCAUCAAGAGUUUCGUCCUGCUGAAAAAUAUCAAUAGCGUCUUACCUAUCAAGACACGUUAUAACCACAUUGCUGUGGUAGGCCCCAUGGCAAAUGACAGCCAGCAGGUGUUUGGUGACUACGCCCCAAGUCCCGACCCCCGCUAUAUCACCUCCCCCCUGUCCGGACUGGUCGGACCGGGCACUACGGCCACCCACGCUGCCGGCUGCUCCAGCACCUUCUGCACAGACUACAGCAAGACGGAUGUGGUUAAGGCGCUGCAAGGAGCUGACGUGGUGUUCGUGUGUCUAGGAACAGAUCAAAAUCUCAAAGAAAUCGACAUUCAUAAAGACCGACACAAUAUCUCUCUUCCGGGACAGCAACUGCAGCUUCUUCAGGACGUCGUCAGCAACACCGACAAGCCCGUCGUGUUGCUUUUGAUCAACGGCGGCCCCCUCAACAUCGGAUGGGCGACAGCAAACCCACGCGUCGUCGCCAUUUUGGAAUGUUUCUAUCCGGCUCAAGCAGCAGGUGACGCCAUUUUGUCUUCUCUGGCCAACCUUGGGGUGGGGUCUGUGCCAGCCGCCAGACUGCCCUUCACAUGGCCGAGCAGUGAAAGCCAGAUUCCGCCCAUGGUGAACUACUCCAUGGCUGGGCGGACAUACUGGUACUUUGAUGGAGAGCCUGCCUUCCCCUACGGCUACGGCCUGUCGUACACGACGUUCAGAUAUGCUGACUUUACCUGCGACAUCACCGUCAUGGCCGGGGAGGGGCUGUGGUGUAGCGUCACUGUCUACAACACCGGGCCAUAUGACGCUGAUGAGGUCUCCCAGGCCUAUAUGUCGUGGCAAAAUACCUCACUUCCUGUACCCAGAAUUCAACUGGUAGGGUUCACCAGGACAUUCAUUGCGUCCGGUAGGUCGGCGGUCUAUGAGUUCACACUGGACCCCAAGAAGAUGGCUGUGUGGACAGAUAACGAUGGAUGGGCGGUUCUUCCAGGUGCGAUGAACAUCUAUGUUGGAGGCCAGCAGCCCAAUCAGCGGACGUCUGUCGGAUCUAACGUGGAACACAGGCAGUAUCAAAUUAUAGGAACGAAAAUAUUAGGAAAAUAUUAAACUGUCAUGAUCA